CAACUGACUGUCAUUUGAAAUCAAAAUUGCAAGUAGGAGUAUCAAUAAAAAGAAAAACCUAGAAAAUCGUAUUCGCCCGAAUUAUUUCGCUUGUGAAAAUUUUUAUAUAGCUUCAUAAAUGGCUGCUCCGGCCACACGAAGAACAAUCGGCCAACUUUUUCAACAAGGUUGGAAUGAAAUUCCAGAAGUCAUGGCUUCCACUGGCCUUGCUAUCGUUGGUAUUGGCUUAGGAGUUUUGGGUGUUUAUAAUUACGAUAAGAGGGAUGGUGAUAACAAAAGAUACAAACAAGUUUAUGUGAUCAUGAGGCCCGACGACCCUAGAGUAGCGAAAAUACGGAAGGAUUAAAAUUGAACUGAACUAAAAUGUGAAAUUAGUUGCAAUUAUGUAAUAAACUUGGUUAUAUUGUGA
Molecule: messenger RNA, 409 nt
Organism: Papilio xuthus (Asian swallowtail)
Lineage: Eukaryota; Metazoa; Arthropoda; Insecta; Lepidoptera; Papilionidae
Exons: 1
Coding region: 119-346 (75 amino acids)
Source: RefSeq, a predicted model, not a curated record